GAAAUGGGAACUGAUUUGAGGUUAGGCUGUGUUUCCCUGGGACCUAAUUUAUCGUUACAAUAGUUGUUUACAACGGAAGCGCGGGACUGCGUUGAAGAGACGCCGAUUGGUUGUUGUAAGAGGCUGGAAUUUAUGUUUUUGAAGCCGAGCAAAUGUGUUUCUCCGUCCUACAUUUUAGCGUUAACUAUUUAUGUAAAUUCCUCUCAGUCUUUUAGCAAAUGUACAAUAAUGUUCGCUAUGCUCUGACACAUCAUAUACACAUCCCAUGAUGUUGGUUGGAUACAGCAGCAGCUCGGAGGAAGAAAGUGAGGCGGCAGCGGCCACUGAUAAAAGUCUUUCUCGAAAGUGUCAAGAGGAAAAGGAUGCUAACAAUGGCAGCCCGGCGAGAAAAAAAACCAAAAUUGAUGAACAGGUUUCUAAAGCAAGGCUGCCUCUUCCCGGUUUCCUGUUGGCCAUGUUUCCAGAUGAAGUUGACUCACUGACUGAAGACAGCUCUCUUCAUGGUGGACGUGUCCGCUCCUUCAAACAUGAGAGAGGCAACUGGGCCACCUAUGUUUAUUUGCCAUACCAUCCUGAGGAGGAGUUCAGGGAGUUGUUGAAGGAGCUGCUCUCAUAUGCCAGUGCCCAUGGAGCGGUUUUGACCCCGCAGGAGGAGUUCCACCUCAGCCUGUCUCAGACGGUGGUGCUCAGGCACCACUGGAUCCAACCUGUUACCCAAAGCCUCAGGGCAGGCCUGGUGCACUGCAAGAGGUUUGUGUGCUCAGCAGGGAGACUGAGGGUGUAUUGCAACGCUGAGAGGACGAGGACGUUUCUGGGGAUGGAAGUGUGUACUGGGCAUGCUCAGUUGUUGGACCUGGUGCAAGCAGUGGACAGAACGAUGACAGAGUUUCACCUGGACACAUUCUAUAAGGAGCCAUCUUUCCACGUGAGUCUGGCCUGGUGUGCUGGAGACCUGAGAGGACAGAUGGAGGAGGAGUGCAUUCAGGGGAUGCAGAGUUUGAUGGAUUACCACGAAGAAGGGCCGUUUCUGCUGAGGUUGGACUGCGUGGAGCUGCGCUGCAGGACGGGAAAUAAGACCUUCCGCUUCCCUCUGAAGCCCUAAAGCUUGACAUGUUUACUCUGACCGCUGGAGCUUUACCGCUGUGUUCUUCUCACCCACAUAAAUGAGCUGGAAACAUUUCCAUUUAUUGUUGAAUUUACAAUGUGUUGUAUUCUUUUAACAGAUGUGUUGCUGGUCAAACCAAAGACAAUCAAGGCUCAAUGGCAAAAUGAUUUUAUGAUGUAUUGUUUUUUACUACUGUAUUUAAAAUAAAGUUGCUACUGGCCUUAUACCUA
This is a messenger RNA of Cottoperca gobio, 1335 nucleotides long. RefSeq names its product U6 snRNA biogenesis 1 (gene usb1). Lineage: Eukaryota; Metazoa; Chordata; Actinopteri; Perciformes; Bovichtidae. Gene Ontology annotation, molecular function: 3'-5'-RNA exonuclease activity. Gene Ontology annotation, cellular component: nucleus. The coding region runs from base 266 to 1102 and encodes 278 amino acids. The transcript is spliced from 7 exons. The record is from RefSeq and is a predicted model, not a curated record. Gene Ontology annotation, biological process: U6 snRNA 3'-end processing.